UGGAAUUGUUGAUAUUAAAAAAGGAAUACCAACAACACUAUACCUAUGUGAAAAAGAGUGAAACACAAAAUCAAAAAAUACCCACACAAUUAAAUAAAAACAAAUUCCAGCAAAAAAAAAAAGUGAAAAUCUCAAAAGAGAACUUAGAAACAAAUAAAAAAAUCCCCCAACAAUUUUAUCCAAAGAAUAAUCUAGAGCCAGUGCAUUUGUUGUCGUGUUCCCAAAUAAACCGCCAAAAUAGCUCCGAAAAAUUCUUUGCGUAAAAAUUCUCUGCGAAUGCAUUUAACUUCAUUAGCGACCAGUAGUCAACAGGUCGCUGCCACAGCCUACACAUCAUCGGCCGGCUCAUCACAAACGGCCGCCGUUGCCACAACACCGCUCUUGCUAAGCAGUGGUGGUGGUAGCAUCAUUGAAGCCUCGGGUGCUACCACCAAUAUUUCGCCAUCGUCGAACAACAGUGCCAACAUGGUGAUUUCUUCGGUGUCUCCGGGUUCGGCGACAACAACAUUGCUGCAGCAACAACACCAUCACCAACAUCACCAUCAUCACAGCCAGCAUCACCAUCCGCCGCACCUUCAUCAUCUUCAUACAACACAUUCGCAUAGUUCGGGCCAAGGUCAUACGCCCAGCCACCAUACACACUCGCACAAUCAGCACCAGAGCCAACUCAACCACCACCACCAUCACCACCCGCCUCAUAGCCACAGCGGCCAUACCACGACGCCAGCUUCUUUGGGCCACACCACAUCUCAUAGCCUUUGGAAUUCUGAAGGAACGGUAUCGAUGGCCUCGGACACAAUUGUUGCCAGCAGUUCGGCCAGUGUGGGCAGUAAUUCGCCAAAUGGAGCGGCCAGUAAUGGUACGGCAAAUAGUAAUAAUAGCAACAGUACGACAAAUAAUGCAACAGCAGCAACAACAAAUGGUGGUACUGCCAGUGCGAGUACAAAUGGGAAUAACAACAACAACAACAAUGGUGGAAGUAAUAGCAGUAGCAGCAACAACAAUAAUAAUGCACUGCAUCAGGAUUUGGCGUGGUUGGAGCGAUCGAUAUUGCAAGCCCAUCAACAGUUCCCCAAUGAAUUGGUACGCACCAGUAAUCCCUACUUCCUGUGCUCAGCCCUGCCCGCACAUUGGCGUUCAAAUAAAACCCUGCCGAUUGCAUUCAAAGUCGUGGCGCUGGUCGAUGUGGGAGAUGGCACAAAUGUUUAUAUCCGUGCUGGCAACGAUGAGAACUGCUGUGCCGAAUUACGAAAUGAUCGGGCAACAAUGAAAGAUCAAGUGGCCAAAUUUAAUGAUUUGCGUUUUGUGGGACGCAGUGGAAGGGGUAAAAGUUUCACCCUAACCAUUACCGUGGAUACAUUUCCCCGACAGGUGGCCACCUAUGCCAAGGCGAUCAAAGUUACCGUUGAUGGACCGCGUGAACCACGCUCCAAAACAAGUCCCGGACCCGGUCCCGGCCCCAAUCAUUUUCGUGCUUUUGGACUAUCGCAACGUUCCUACGGUGAUGCUGCUAGCUUUUCAAAUCAUUUUCGUGAAAUCCAUCGGGUAACGCGUUCAUCGGCGGCGGCUGCUGCAGCAGCAAGCGCUGCUGCCGUCUCGGUUACCAACAAUUCUUCGUCGGUCACACCUACAUCAGCCUCAAGCGGAGUCAGUUCGAUGCCCCAAUUGGUUGGCAGUGGCAAUCACUCACCGACGAACAGUACAAUUAAUUCCGAUUGUAGAGGCUACAUACCGAACGGUUCACAUUUACAAGAUAACAACAACCUGAUGGGUGCCGCCGAUUGGACCGGUUGCUCAACCACCGCCUCAGCUGCCUAUUCGUAUCAUCACAGUCAUCCGCUGCCCCCACCGCCUGCACCGCCCUCGGCAACAGCAGCGGCGGCUGCCACAAAUGGUGUCUAUCCCGGCUAUGAAACCCUCACCUCCGAUCCUGCCAACCUACAACUGCCCACAGUUAUAACGGAUAUGCAAACAUUUUGUGCACCCAGUGAUUAUCAUCCCACAGCCAUUGUACCGCACAUACAACCCACCAUGUGUAGUCCCACGUAUGCGGGGGGUCCAAAGAAUGAAUAUGAUUCAUAUAAUGCUGCCGCCGCUGCUGGCUAUUCGUCCUAUAGCAAUUGGUCGAAUGGCUAUAAUACCGGCUAUCAAUAUGGUAGCUGUGCCACCCAGCCGCAAUAUCCCACACAUGGACACACCCCCACCAUGGUACUGUAUCCCCAACUGUUCUCCACCUAUAAUCAAAAUGAAAUACAUCUACAUCUACAUGGCACGGAUAAAAUUGAACAUUAUCUGGGUGGAGAGAAUGCCCUGACCAUUAGUUCGUUGUCGGGAAAUCGUCCGAGCAUAGAGAUUGGCAUCGGCACCUCAGAUCAUGAAGAUCAAAUGCAAAAUCGUGGGGUGGAUCCUCAUCAGGCCUCUCAUGUUGUAGUGACGGAUGGUAGCGGCGGUGCAUUGGAUCAAACGGACCAAAGACAAACGGCGGCUGGCGGCCUGAAUGAGGCAGGAACUGAUGUUACUGCUGUGGUCAAUGGACCCGUCGUUGAACAACAUUCCCACGCAACGCGUGAGGGUGAGGAGGUGUGGCGGCCGUAUGAGGCUUCAUGGUCUCAGUGACAAAAUUGUAAGACUUAUGUACAUAUAGAGUUAAAUUAAGAAUUGUUUAGUUUUUUUAUUAUUAAUUUUUAAUAUAAAACUAUGGAAAUAAAUUAAAAAUAAGUGUAUAUAAUUUAUUUAGAAUUAAAAAAUAAUAAUUUAUGGGUAACAUUUCCAAGUAGAGAAUAAAUCGCCAAAGCCCUUGGCUUUAAUCCAAAAAAUCCUCAAAAAAAUCAGUGAUAUAAAAAUGAAUUUUUUUGGUGAUAUUGAAAUUUAUUAGAUUAAGAGCGCCACCUAACACCUCUAAUUUAGCAACGCUGCUCAAAAACGAAAACUCGCUCAUCAGCCAAAUUCUUUUAGUUUGAGAACAAUUCUCUAAGUUUUGCCAAAUUCUCUCAGUGUUAUAAUAUAAUUUAUAUAUUUUUUUGUAAUAAUUCGCUGGGCCAGUGAAAUUAGAUCCAGAACGAGAAUUUUAUACGAAGUAUACACUCCACUAUUAGAUUUUAUGUUUAUGUUCUCAGUUGUGGGAAAAAUUAGAAUGAGAGUCGAAAUGCUCGAAAGAGAGCAAGAAUUUACUCUGUGAGUGAAAUCGAGUAGAAAAAAUAUUUUAUUUGAGAACUUGUGCAUUCGUGUGUAUUUCGUAGCAAAAAGAUGUUAAUGCCACUGUGGAUAGGGGAGGGGUAUCGUGUACAAAAGCCAAGAAGAGAAAAUCAGUAGAAGCAAGGGGUAGUUGAAUAUGUUCAGUUGCUACAAAUACGACAAUACUCUUCAACGUGUUUGGUUUUUUUUAUACCCUACACCACAUAGUGGUAAGGGUAUUAUGCAUUUAUUUGUAACACGGAAAAGGAAGCGAGAUAGACCCAUAGUUACUUUUAAGGAUCUACAUAGAAUCACUUUCUGAGUCGGCUUAUGCCAGUCAGUGCGUCUGCCCGUCCGUUUCAUGUAUUAUUGUGAACAAAAUGCAGGUCGCAUUUAUUAUCCGAUUGAAAUUAAAUUUCCAAACAUAGCUCCCAUAUAUAUCCUUAAUCCGAUUUCAGGUUUGAUGUGCAAAUAAUAGCGUUUCCAUUUUGUGGAACUCAGCCCCGAUAUAUAUUUUUUAAUAUAAUCCUUCUCGAAGCGAUUUCCUACACUCUAUAGCAAUAUUAACUGGUAUCAAUUAUUAAAAUGUCUCCGUCAAAUUUAGUGAAAAUCGAUUCAGAAUUGUAUAUGCCUCCCAUACACAUAUUUUUAUGUUCAAACCCCGUUCGACUUGCAACUCCGGGUUGAGAAAAUUCACAUACCUACAACAAGGAUAUAGCUAUGAAGGAUAUGACAAAAAAACUAAAAAAGUACUCGAAAAGUAGAAUCUGCUUGAUUUCGAGCGAAUUUUACCCCCACUCAAAUUUUACUCCCAAGAGUGCUCCCGCUCGAAUUCAAAUGAGCCUCACACUCUACUCGAAAUUGUACGAGCAUUUCAGAGAUAUGAUUUGCGUCUAUUGUUCUGUUGUUUUUAGAAGCGUAGGACAGAGCGUCGCACUUUUAUGUCCUCCCAAUUUUGUUAAUCCCUGAAUAUAUAGUUUUUCAAUUGUUCUGAUUGUGUGUGUUUGGAGAGAGAAUCUCGCUUGCUGAGAGUACUCAUGUCUGCAUUUGAUGAUAUCUAUACUUCAAUUUCAAUAAUUCUUCAAAAGAAUAUUCUGAGGCUUUCAAUAAUUCAAUAAUUUAAUUGAUAAAAUAUAAAUACAAACCAUGGGAGGUUAACGGCGAUUUAGCAUCGUCCUAAUGAUCGUUGACCGUCCAGAGAAAAAGUUAUUCAGGGCGGUUGACACUUCUACGAUGACAUGUUGCCAGAAACGGCUGCGACUUCUUCCUGUAGCCAAGGAACUUUUUUCAACCGGACUUGGCUAAGCAGCCAUCAGGAGGUGACUGCCAUGAAUCUUAUUUCGGGUGACGAAAUUUCACCCUCACGUCUUUUCACAUAUCAUUCUAGUUUUCCAUUUUGUCGCUGGUGAUAUUUUGAUGUUUCCAGACUGCGACACUGUUCUUCAAAUUACAAUUUUCUAUUGUGGAUUUGUUCAGAAAUUUUAUACUCUCAGUCAUAUGGCUACAGAAGGUAUGUAUCAUUUGAUACUGUCAAAACGUGCCUCAUCGAAAUAUCGGUUUUAGACCUUAGGUUUCCGUUUGGAGUCCGCCUGUCUGUCUGGUGUGCACGAUAACUCUCAAAGGGAGUAUCCGCUUUGAUGCAAACUUGGUACAUCGUCAAGAUCAAGUUCGGAGAUGGACAACAUCGGUCCACUCCUUCUGAUACCUCCCCACAAAAUGUCAAAAUUUUCAAAGAAAAUAAUUUACUACACAGAAAGAGUAAAGAUAAAAUACAAAAUUAAUUUCCGAUACCAUUCGGAUUUGGCGCAUCAAAAUAUAUCCAUAAGCACAAGAUUUGUAAUAAAGAUUGUAGAGAUCGGACAAUUCCUUCUAAUACCUCCUCACAAGGGUCAAAUUUUUGAAUAAUUACAACGAUCAUAAAAUCCGAAAUAAGCAUUCAGUUCUCUUCAAAUUACACACAAUAAAAUAUUUUUAUUAACCCAAGGUCUACUGUGAAGAUGGAAU
Messenger RNA from Musca domestica (house fly), 5178 nucleotides. RefSeq names its product protein lozenge. The record is from RefSeq and is a predicted model, not a curated record. Gene Ontology annotation, cellular component: nucleus. NCBI's taxonomy places the organism in Eukaryota, Metazoa, Arthropoda, Insecta, Diptera, Muscidae. Bases 277 to 2616 code for a protein of 779 amino acids. The transcript is spliced from 5 exons. Gene Ontology annotation, molecular function: DNA-binding transcription factor activity, RNA polymerase II-specific; RNA polymerase II cis-regulatory region sequence-specific DNA binding; ATP binding. Gene Ontology annotation, biological process: regulation of DNA-templated transcription.